UUACUAGUGCGCUCGCUCAUAGAAAAGUGCCGCGUGAAAUUGGCAUAUUUCUUUCCAAGUGACGGAUAAAUUUUGAUGUUUAGGCGUGAACGAGUGUGAAUUAAUUCAAUUUUUAACUGUGUGAAUUGGAAGUAGAAAAAUAAACAAAAUGUCUACGGCGGAAGCACAAAUAGGUGUGAAUACAAAUUUGCAAAAGCAGGAUCUUAGUAACUUGGAUAUCGAGAAUUUGACACCACUCUCUCCAGAGGUGAUCUCGCGUCAGGCCACAAUCAAUAUCGGUACUAUUGGACAUGUAGCGCAUGGAAAAUCAACCGUGGUUAAAGCUAUUUCUGGAGUUCAAACUGUGCGCUUCAAAAAUGAACUGGAGAGAAACAUCACUAUUAAGCUUGGUUACGCUAACGCUAAAAUUUAUAAAUGCGACAAUGCAAAGUGUCCACGACCAGCUUGUUUUAUUUCUGACGGUUCCAGCAAGGAUGAUAGCUUCCCCUGUGCCCGUCCGUCCUGUGUGGGCCGUUUCAAGUUGGUGCGUCACGUGAGUUUCGUGGAUUGUCCUGGUCACGACAUUCUUAUGGCUACCAUGUUGAACGGUGCUGCUGUAAUGGAUGCUGCACUACUCUUAAUUGCUGGUAACGAAUCCUGCCCUCAGCCUCAAACAUCUGAGCAUUUGGCUGCAAUUGAAAUUAUGAAACUAAAACAGAUCCUCAUUUUGCAAAAUAAAAUUGACCUGGUGAAGGAGAGCCAAGCCAAAGAGCAGUAUGAAGAGAUAACGAAAUUCGUGCAGGGUACAGUUGCCGAAGGUGCACCAAUUGUACCGAUUUCUGCUCAGCUUAAAUAUAACAUUGAUGUAUUAUGUGAAUAUAUCACAAAGAAGAUUCCCGUGCCUCAGCGCGAUUUCAAAGCACCUCCUCGGCUAAUUGUUAUACGUUCCUUUGAUGUGAAUAAGCCAGGUUGUGAAGUCAACGAUCUGAAAGGAGGUGUGGCCGGUGGUUCUAUCCUUUGUGGUGUAUUGAAAGUGGGUCAGGAGAUUGAAGUGCGUCCUGGUGUUGUCACGAAGGACAGCGAGGGCAACAUAACCUGUCGACCCAUUUUUUCGCGCAUUGUGUCACUGUAUGCCGAACAAAAUGAACUGCAGUACGCGGUGCCUGGUGGUUUAAUUGGUGUGGGUACGAAAAUCGAUCCGACACUAUGUCGUGCAGAUCGUCUCGUUGGCCAGGUGCUGGGAGCUGUUGGCCACUUACCUGACAUAUAUAUUGAGCUGGAAAUUUCGUAUUACCUCUUGCGACGAUUAUUGGGCGUGCGUACGGACGGCGAUAAAAAAGGUGCACGUGUAGAGAAACUACAAAAAAAUGAAAUAUUGCUGGUGAAUAUUGGAUCUUUAAGCACGGGUGGUCGAAUUUCCGCCACAAAGGGCGAUUUGGCCAAAAUUGUGCUCACCACACCGGUUUGUACUGAGAAGGGGGAGAAAAUUGCAUUAAGUCGUCGUGUGGAAAAACAUUGGCGUUUAAUUGGAUGGGGCCAGAUAUUUGGCGGCAAAACUAUUCAACCUGUACUGGACAGCAAACCCGCCAAGAAGUAAAACCGAAAGGUUUACACCACGAGCAUUAGUAUCAGUUUGAAACUUAUUUGUUAUAAGCGAACAAAACGCAUUUGUCGGUCUUCAAUUUUUAUAUAUAAAUUAUUACCAGCCACAGUUUCCUUCUUUUGUUUUACGCGCAGUAAAACUGAAGACACCACCAAUAGAACUUGUUUAAAAAAAGCAACAAAUUAUAAAAUAUUUAAUUAACAAUAUAAUUAAAGGAAUUAAAAUUUGUUAUUUUAAAAAGGA
Messenger RNA from Rhagoletis pomonella (apple maggot), 1825 nucleotides. RefSeq names its product eukaryotic translation initiation factor 2 subunit 3-like. Gene Ontology annotation, cellular component: cytosol; eukaryotic translation initiation factor 2 complex. Gene Ontology annotation, molecular function: GTPase activity; GTP binding; tRNA binding. Lineage: Eukaryota; Metazoa; Arthropoda; Insecta; Diptera; Tephritidae. The record is from RefSeq and is a predicted model, not a curated record. Gene Ontology annotation, biological process: formation of translation preinitiation complex; positive regulation of translational fidelity.